This is a messenger RNA of Cylicostephanus goldi, 1059 nucleotides long. Lineage: Eukaryota; Metazoa; Nematoda; Chromadorea; Rhabditida; Strongylidae. The record is from the annotation of a GenBank genome assembly.
UUGCGGUUUACUUGGCUCAAACCUAACUGCGAUGAGGGCGUUGCUCCCAUUGACGGCUACGAGUACUUGGUAAAUCGGCAACCUCCUCCUGCAUCAUAUGUAGGUGGCACAGCGGUUGCCAUACCUGAUCUUCGACCAUCUACCAAAUACGCAUUCCGCGUUAGGUCAAGAAAUGCUAAUGGACAUUCUCCGUGGAGCGAGACCAUCCAUGUCGCUACCGAAGCCGAAGGAGCAGCAUUGACUGGUACGUUAGGGAUUUAUUCAGAAAAGCUCACUUCUAAUCUAGGGUUACGGUGGAUGACAUCUGCUUCAGAUGGAAAUAACUUCUAUAAAGUCCGUGUUGUACUGUCGCCACCGAAGGUGUACCUUGUUUGGACGCCAUUAUUUGAGCACAUUAACCGCGUCGCGUAUUUCAAGUACGUGAAUUUGCGUUUCUCACCAUGGUCGAGGGUGGUCGGACCUCCGAGCCAAUUCCGCUGCCCCGGAGAUGUCGGCGCUGAUGCUUUCGAUUUUUGUUUUCCGCUGGAGCAUCUCUUCUUUGGCGUACACUACCUCAGCAGAGUCUCCUAUAAUCUAACCAAUGGAGACGUUGUGGACGGAGGAAGCACACUUCACUUUUCACUCUUGCAAUUAGAAGGAGUACAACAACACCCCCGUUACCAAAUUACUAUCACACAACCCCGAAUCGAACAGCAAGGACAUCGCAAUGAUGCUUACUGGUCCACCACUGGAGAUACUUCUCAAUUGCUUGGCUACCAGGUUGACAUCCGACGCGAUGGUGAUCGUGAUUGGCACGAGCAUGGAUCUCUGAUCCGCUCAGAACCAUCUCAGGUUCAUUUCCGCCAGUCACUUGGCACUGUGCCAGUGGCUACUUACUAUCUGAGAGUUAGAGCAGUGGACGGUAGCAUGAGUACGGUAGCUACAUCACCGAGCACCAGUUUCUCGGUUUCUUGUCAGGGUGAGCGAAGUAACACCACCAAAAAAUCAAAACAGAAAGUUGAAGAAAAUUUUGGAAGAAAGCAAGCACAUUUUCUGGCAGUCUGCGAUUUUUUUGUCUGA